Mollisia scopiformis is the source of this 2601-nucleotide messenger RNA. RefSeq lists its product as uncharacterized. Lineage: Eukaryota; Fungi; Ascomycota; Leotiomycetes; Helotiales; Mollisiaceae. The transcript has 5 exons. The record is from RefSeq and is a predicted model, not a curated record. The coding region runs from base 231 to 2324 and encodes 697 amino acids.
AAAGCUGCGUUCAACUUGUUCUUGAGCCAAUCAAUAUUAAUCUGGCUGACGCGGAGGCUGCACUCACAGGGUUGAGACAAACGAACCGGUCCGACGUCGUGGGGGCCUAAAAUCAACCCCGUUGGACGUUUCAUUGAGGCUGAGUCUAGAUCCGCAUCGCGAUUUGUGAAGAAAACCUUCGAUGCCUCGAAUAUCAAAACCACCAGAGUCAUCUCAAACACCAUCUGAAAAUGGGCGAACCCUCGCUUUUGAGGACCCCAACAGGCCUGAGCGAUCAUCUGAGCGACGACAAAGAGCUCAAAUCCUUCGAACAAUGGAGACAAGGGCCUGGAGAACAAAUCCACAAGGCUCUGGGGGCGGAAAGUCAUUACGAUAAGCAGCGCAUGGCCUUCACGGUGAAGAAACCAUAUCAUGAUCUGAAAGAUGUGCUUGAUGCUUGCAAGCAAGCCGGGCAGAGCUUUGAAUUCGAAGUCUUGGAUUGCACAUGGGGCGAUGUGAUCGGACAGAUGCAGAAGGCCCAAGAUGUUUAUAAAGCGAAAGGCGACGAGAACCAUGUCCGAGCUCUUUUCCGUCAUGGUCACACUAUGUCGAAUAACGUGAUUCCGUGGUUGGACAUGAUCCCCGAUCAGUACGGGUUGAGUAUCCUGCAUGCAGGUCUGACUAUGAUCUUUCAUGCUGUGCAACAACGAGAGGCAAACAGGGAGAAGAUCUUUCAAGCUUUUAAAAGUAUUCCCGAGAUCAUCGAGAAAGCUCAAACAACUCGACAAUAUUAUCCGAAGGAGGAGAGCCUGCACGAGAAUGCGACUGCACUAUACAAAAUGCUACUUGAAGAGAUGCCACAACUCAUCAAAAUUCUGCUUCGAAAACACAACGCUUUUUUUCUAAAACGAUGGGCCAACCAAAUACCAGGUCAUGAGCAGGCUUUUAUUGAACGGAGUGUUGGGAAGGUAAACAAAGGCUACGUCGAUCUGAAGAAUUGCCUCGACAACAUUCAGCACAAGAAGAUCGCACACACGGAUCAGAAUAUGACUGAGAACCUCCGAGAAACGAAAGCUAUAAGACAAACUGCCGUCAGUACUCAUGUUAGAGUUGCUGAUGUCUCAAAAGAUUUGACUAUGGUCGGAGCGAAUCUUGAAGCACACCGCGAAGAAUCAAAAUUGCACUUGGACGAAGUAGAGAACAAGGUCGAAGAGUCUGGUAUGGAGGUCAAGAACCAUAUAACACGAACCCUCAACGAGGUGGGCGAGGAGCUGCAAAUGGCAAUAGAGAAGAAGAUAGACGACAGGAUGGACGACGUGAAGAGACAAUAUCAAAUCUCUCAACAUAUGGCAGUGGAAACUGUGGAUAUGAACUUCGCAACAACAAUCCAAACUGGAAUAUGGUACAUAGUAAUGGAAAGAGUAUAUUAUCAAGGAUACUCUCAACCUCAAAUAAAUCGCUCUCCAAGUCCCACGUACCAAAAGAUCUCGACUUUCGAUAUUCUAGAAAUCUUGAAGGUGCCAUACGAUACAGCCAAUACAGACCUUAGGUUUGUCUUGCGGCAAAGCAAGAGCUUCAAGACUGACGCUCUUGGGCACGGCCGUUGGCUCAUGACCACAACCCGCUUCAAGAAUUGGCUGGGAGGAGGAAGAUCAGACAUUCUUCUUGUCGAUGGCCAUGGCGACUCAGCAAAAUCAGGCAAGACUUCGCCAAUGUCUGUCUUCUGUUCGACUUUCAUCGCUAGUGUCAUCAAGCUUCAUACGACGAUUGUUUUGCACUUCUUCUGUGGCCAGCACGUGACUUUCGUCGAUCCACUCAGAGGAGCUCAUGGGCUGCUUCGAAGCCUGAUCUGCCAACUUCUUCUCUAUCCCAAUACACAGGAGCCAAAUCUUGACUCGCUGAGCCAACAGAAACUUUACAAUGACUUGCGAGCCCAUGAGCUCAAUGCAUUGCGUCAUCUGUUUCAACAACUUGUCCAGCAGCUUCCAAGAGGUACACUUGUAUUUUGUAUCAUCGAUGGCAUCUCGGAGUACGAAACAAAAAUGAACAACUCAACCGAAAACCUGCAAUUGGUUGUUGACACACUUCAAUCGAUCGUUCGGGAUCAUGGCUUGGGCGGUCCAACCUUCAAAGUGUUGAUGACCAGUGCAAACAGAAGCACAGAAAUCGUGAAGAAGAUUCCACCGCAAGAUUGCAUAUCAUUAAGGGCUGGAAAUGUGCAUAGCGGUCUAAUAUCAGAACAAGCAUUCUUUGCAGAAAUUUCGAAGGCGAAAGCAGCUCUGGAAGCAGCCGAUCCUCAAUUCCAGAGAAUGCCAUGGACUGAAACCCAUUUGCUGCCUGAAUAGGCCGCUUCGAAUACGUUAAGGAUGAGAAUAGAAGGUGUCCCCGUGGUUCCUGAAUCGUUGCCUUGGGUGACUCCACAGAGGACGCCGACUCUCGUGGGUGCUGAAAGGUACCCUACGCCGGUGCCGCAACCACCUCAGGACAACUACCUAUAUCAGUACCGAUGAGGGCGCGAAUCUGUCUAGUCGUGGAGAUUGAGACCGAGAAGGGUCAUAAAAAGAUGAAAGAUGGAAGAUGCCAAGAGAAGCUUUCGAGACCCGACGGUUGAUAGUAGUCUCU